Molecule: messenger RNA, 540 nt
Organism: Lichtheimia ornata
Lineage: Eukaryota; Fungi; Mucoromycota; Mucoromycetes; Mucorales; Lichtheimiaceae
Exons: 1
Coding region: 1-540 (179 amino acids)
Source: RefSeq, a predicted model, not a curated record
AUGGUUAGUUGUCUUUUACAUGCGUUACCUCCCAUCACCCCGACACAUCCUCUUGUCACCACCAAUGAGUCCGUGGAUGAAAAACAAGACAUCAAAGAAAAUACAACGGCACAUAGCACCACGAGUGCAUUUGAUGGGAUCAUUCGGACCUUGAUGGCGAUCGUAUCCAUGAACAACAACACCAACAACCCCAAUCUUGUAUCAAAAGUGAUGACAUUGCUCAAUGAAAAAACGAGCAGUUUGAUCCCAGGCACCUUAAUCAAUAACCACAAUGCAUUGAUCUCUGCAGCAGCCAGUUUGUUGAAGACCAGGGAUUCAUUGCCACCACCUGCACUACAACAACCACCUUUGUGGUCGUAUACGCAUGCUCAUGUAAGAGAUGUGCGUAUCAAUUCGGAUGAGCUUCGUAUGCUCGCUGUCGAGAAAACCAUGAUGCGUCGAGCAAAGAUCGUACGUCCCCUGCGUAAUAGGCAAUUUCUGACAAGACGCCAGGAUGACUUUGUUUGGGGGGUCAAAUCAAGUCUGAGGUACUCUUUUUAA